This is a messenger RNA of Symbiodinium natans, 1551 nucleotides long. The record is from the annotation of a GenBank genome assembly. NCBI's taxonomy places the organism in Eukaryota, Dinophyceae, Suessiales, Symbiodiniaceae.
AUGGCUAUCAUGGGAGACUCGGAGACACCCAUGUGCUGUGAGCCGGCUUUCAAGACGAAGCGCCUGCCAGGCAGAGGACGCUCUGUGAUCGCAUCUCGCGCAUUGGCUGCUGGUGAGGUGGUUCUGAUUGAGCAACCCUGGGCUUUGGUCCUGCUGCCGGAAGAGCAGCACCAGCGCUGUGAUUUUGACCUCAGCACUGAUGGCAAGCUACUGCACUGUCGGGCAACAGGAUUGCGUUUUGCGUCCAAGGAGAAUCAGAGGGCUGCCAAGGACUUGUACUACGAGGCGGAGGUGAAGGCCGCAGCCGCGGCAGCUGGUUCGGGGCAUGCAGACACCUUCCCGUUGCGGGGGUGGCCAACCACCCUCCGCUUGGCUGUGCGAGCUCUGCAGCGAGGAGCUGCUCAUGGAGAGCAACCGUGGCAGCAGCUCGAAAGCCACUGGGAUGAGCUGACCGAACCUCGCCACAGAGAGCUGGAGCAGCAUGCUGCGCGGUGCUUGGACAUGCUUGCUGCAGGCCUCGGGCUGCUUCAGAAUCAGGCGAACCCUGGUGCGACCGAAGUGCAGCAGUUUCAGGCCAUAGCGAACAUCAGCGAUGUUGCCCAUUUCCUUGCUGCCUUAGAUGUCAACGCCAUGACCGUGACUGAUGAGGAGCAGAGGGACCUUGGUCUGGGGCUUUACCUUCAAGGCGCUGUCUUCAAUCACGAUGAGGAGCCCAACUGUAUCCAGAGCUUUGUUGGGCGUCAGCUCAAGGUUCGCACAUGCAAAGCGGUGAAUGCGGGCGACGAGCUGUGCAUCACGUAUGCAGAGCUCGCAGAGAUGAGCAAGACCCGACACGACUUCCUGUCUCAGCACUAUCACUUCCGACCGCACCUGCAGCCUCAGGCGGAGCAGCGUGAUGCUGUGCUCAGCGCCAUCCUUGUGCCACCGGAAUGGUCUCCGGCAGAGCGUGGGGUGGGGUGGGAUGCAGAGUCUGGAGUCCAGGAUCUUGGCAGUGCAGCGACGGCCUUGGUUCGGAAGGUGAGCGAUCUUCGAUCACAGGCAAGAGCCAACGGUGAAGACGUUCAACUUCUGCUGUCAGCCUGGCAGGAGGCUACAUCAGGUCAGCACUUUCGCCUGGGCGAAGGACACAUCCUGCGAUGGACUUUAGCCCGCGAACUGAUGGAUGCGUUUGUUGCAUCCGAGCGAUGGCAAGAAGCCCUGGUCUUCGCAAGAGCUGUCUCUUCCACGGCCCGCCACAUCUUCCCGGUCAACUGGCCGGUUGUUUCCCUGAGCCUCGCAAGACUGGCGAAGCUGGAGCUCUAUUUUGGCAACUUUGCCAAUGCUUCGUGCUGUUGUGAGGAGGCUCUCUUUGCAGGAGGCCUCCAGCCUUCGCCCUCCCUCCUUUGCUGGGAGGACCGUCCCAUCCUCGCGCGAGAAAUACGACAGGUCCUGGCCCAGGCGAGCGCCGAGGCUCAGGCGAUGGGGAGAGGCUUGGCUGCGAAGCAGGCGCUUCAACAGGAGGCGCUUGCGAACACCGGCGCGCCGAAGGUGGAUCUGGAUGGCAUGGACUGA